Paramuricea clavata is the source of this 307-nucleotide messenger RNA. NCBI's taxonomy places the organism in Eukaryota, Metazoa, Cnidaria, Anthozoa, Malacalcyonacea, Plexauridae. The record is from the annotation of a GenBank genome assembly.
AUUUUUCUGGUUAAGUGGAGCAUAUGGAUUGAAAGGUCCAAACGACAAGAUUCCGCGUCCUCAUGUUUAUGUAACGGUGAAAAGAGGAAAGAAGAAAUCUGAUGUAUUAAAAGAAUUUAAAGAAGUGUUUGAAUGUGAUCCAAAUAAAGUACUUCGAACUUUUUGUGAACCGAAGAGAAAACUGAAGUUUAAGUACUCACCAAAGCCAACAUCUGGAGGGGGAAUCGUUGCUGUUAGUAAAGAUAAAGAUAAUAAUCCUAUAAAAGUGUUGGAUCAAAGCGUGGACGAAGGAUCAAGAGUUCUUUGA